Molecule: messenger RNA, 2379 nt
Organism: Diatraea saccharalis (sugarcane borer)
Lineage: Eukaryota; Metazoa; Arthropoda; Insecta; Lepidoptera; Crambidae
Source: the annotation of a GenBank genome assembly
AUGGUCAUAAGUGAUAUUAGAAUUGUCGGAAUGUAUGCGCAGCAAAAUUUAUAUUAACAUUAUGCUUAGGAACAAUUAACAGUAAGUCAAGUUAUAUAUAUAUAUUUUAUUUUCUUCAAUUAUUUUAACCCUUAGUGUAAUGAGUAGACUACAAAAUUACUAGCGGAAAUUUUACAUUAUGGCAGACUGACGUGCAGCCGUAUGUAUAAAUAUUUUUUUUAAUAUGUGUAACAAAAAUUAUAGCAAGAACAAUAUUUAUUUAAUUUUUAAAAUUGGCUACUUGAUUGUUCUGAGAGAAGUAUAUUACACUUCCACACGAUCAUAUUAAACCACUAUAAGAUGCAUUUUUUUAUUAAUCAAUUUAAAUUGUCUUGCGAAAAUAAUCAGUCGCUUGAUAUUUCGAGCUGUGACGUCACAUUUCAAUAAACAUGAGUACUCGCAACAAAGACGUGGACGUUUAUGUACAUAGUGUAUUUAGUAAAUUAUCAUAAGGCGAUAGGGUGUUGGGUGUUUUUGUUUCUUCAUGAGAUUUAAUAUUUUAAGCGAAAAAUUGGUGUCUGUCAGACUGUCUGCCGACACAACCGAUUUUAGCCGAUACUUUUGGAUCGAUCGAAUUGAAAUCUGGUACUCAGUAAAUUUGGAAAUAAAAAAAUGUUUGAUAUAAAGUUAGGUAAAUUGCUAAUAGGGAUGACGAUUGGGUAAAAAAUAAAUAAUUUUAUUAGUCCGUCUGUCAGAUAAUAGAAAAAUAUUAGAUACGUAUUUUUUUUUUUACUUCAAUUUAUCAAGAAUAGCUUCGAUAACAUACAUUAAAGUUGAGGAAGGGGGGUUUGCUACGUCAGAGUAUUGUAGAAAAUGAACAAAAGCGUCAUGUGACAUUUUAAUUCAAAUGUAUCGCCAUAAUUUAAAGACUACAAAAAAAAAUACGUGUUUAAUAUUUUUCAACUAUCUAUCUGACGGGCAAACAAGCGGAAAUCAGUCGUCAUCCCUAUUCAGCGUGGUUAGUUACAUAAAAGUAUUGAUCAGCGGUGGUUGGCGUCUUCGGGGUCGGAAUGCGCGGCGCUGCUGACCACGUGGUGCGGUAGAGGCGCGGCGCCGGCGGGCGUGCAGCGCGCGCUGUGCGUGGCGCUGCUGGCCCCGCCCCGCGCGCGCCCCGCCCACGUGCCCGCGCUGCACGCCGCGCUGCUCGCCGCGCACCUCACCGCCGCGCAAAUGUUCAGCGCGCUCUCCAAGUUCGAGUUGAGCAAAUGGUCUCAGUCAGUAGACACCAAUACGCGACGUGAGAUGCUGAACUCUCUGACUGCUGCAGCUCAGCGCUGGGGAUUCGCACCCACUGAGGAAUAUUUGCUGCUGGUCGAGUUAUUAGGAGUGCAGAUGUCGACAGUGUGCCACGCGACGGAACUGUGCGUGUUGGCGAGCAUGUGCGCGCGCGCGUGCGUGAGCGCGACGCUGCCGCCCGCUGUGCUACGGCACAUUGUACGGGCUGCUGAGAAAUGUGCCGCGGAAGUGCCCUUUGAUCAGUUAGGUCAUCUGCUUCGUGAGUUGGGUAUAAUUUGGUGGGAAGCGCGAACGAAAGCGACAGAAUCCGACAUAGAACGUUACGAUGCGUACGCGCCUCACACCGCUGGGCUCCUGCUAACGUUGCAUCGAGCGUUCGUCGAGGCUGCGUUCAGCCUUAGUUACACUCCUGAGAAAGGUUAGUAGUUACAUGAUCCGCGUAACGCGAUAAUAAAGUAAAUUUUGCAAGGGCCUGUCAUAGGAUGGGUAACCAAAAAUGUAUUAUCUUGAGCUCGUUAAGCUUGUUAGUUCCGGCUGCAUCUCCUGUCGUAAACACCCACCAAUCUCACUGAGCUCAUUCUCACUGUUAGUUUCGAUUCAUCCAUACCGAAGGCCUGUGCCCAGCAGUGGGAAUAUAGGCUGUUUGAUGAAUAUCUAUAUUGAUGAGACUUUUGUAGUUUUUUGUCAAUGCUUGUGUCCUCAUAAGCAUUACAAGGAUGACGACAGGAGAUGGUUAAAAUAAUUAUCUGUUUGGUUUCAGUCGCCAUGUUGUCGUGGUCGAGUUUACAGGAAGCAUUCGCCGCUUGGAUAUUGCCGGGUGCUCCGCCCUCCCUCCCCCCGUCCCUCCUGCAGCAAUCGCAGUAUACCAAUACUCUACAGGCUGUAUAUCGGUCAUUAAACUAUCUCAUACAUCAAUACCCUGGUGAGUAACUCUGAAAUGAGACAAUACUGAUUAUCCAAGUCUUAAGUCGCGCCAAUAUGUCGACAGGCACCAGCAGGUCAAUUCUAGCUGAAUAUAUAUGUGUGAUGUAGAGAGCACUAAUAAUAUUGGACUUCAGGUAUAGAGUACAAUUGGAAAAUGCAAGUAGUUGAGAUUAUUUUGAG